This is a messenger RNA of Eublepharis macularius, 3873 nucleotides long. RefSeq names its product zinc finger protein 618 (gene ZNF618). Gene Ontology annotation, molecular function: protein dimerization activity. NCBI's taxonomy places the organism in Eukaryota, Metazoa, Chordata, Lepidosauria, Squamata, Eublepharidae. The record is from RefSeq and is a predicted model, not a curated record. The transcript has 16 exons. Bases 179 to 3211 code for a protein of 1010 amino acids.
AGGGGGCGGAGAAGCCCGAGCCGCCCACCCGCGCCGCGGCGGGGGCACCGCAGGCGGCUGCUGCUGCUGCUGCGAGGAGGAGGGAGGCGGCACCGGCGGGCGCUCUGCAUUGUGCGCCGCGCAGCAGUGGCAGAAGGCAGGCCCGGGAGGAGCCGCGCUCGCCCCCAACCCCAGCCCCAUGAGCGAGCCGGGAGGCUCCGGAGCGGCGGCGGCCGGAGAAGGAGGAGCCGCCGCCGCCGCCGAGCACGCCGCAGCGCAGACUGAAGGAGGCAGCAGUGUGGGGACAAGAGCAUCCACGGGCAGCAUUGAGAAACAAAGCAAUGGAGACGAAAAGGAGAUCAUAGCAUCACAUAGUGCUGCCUGCAUGCUUCCAUCCGGCUCAACCUGUAUAAGUGGAAAUGCAUCAGAUGUUACCGAAACACCCAUUCAGAAACAAAGCAACGGAGAUGAAAAGGAGAUCUUAGUGCCACAUAGCACUACCUGCUCGCUUCCUACCUGCUCAGCCGAUAUAUCUGGAAACACAACGGAUAUUACCGAAACACCGGAACGCUUAAAAAGAAGCCAGAAAAGCAUGAAGGCAGAAGGCACGGAUUCUGCAACUUCCCAUUCUUUGCCAAGCGAGGAGACUGCGACAAUGUCUGAGGUGAAAGUGAAGACAGAGGUACCAGAUGAAUAUGUUCAGGAAGUGAUCUGGCAGGAUGACGCCAAAGAUUCUAAGAAGAGCCUGAAAGAUGAGGCAGGGGAAGUUCCAGCUGAGAUCUGUGUGGUGAUUGGCGGGGUCCGUAACCAGCAGACGCUUGGAUCUUACGAAUGUGGGAUAUGUGGGAAGAAAUACAAGUAUUACAACUGCUUCCAGACACACGUGCGUGCUCACACAGACACGGAAGCUGCCUCGGGUGAAGGAGCCUCCCCAGGCAACAAUUUUCGGUACACGUGUGAUAUCUGUGGGAAGAAGUACAAAUAUUACAGCUGUUUCCAAGAACACCGAGACCUGCAUGCUGUGGAUGACCCCUACGACCAAACAAUCAUAGCCAAGGAUGAGGUGAAGGAAGAGGAGCCUGAGCCGUUUCAGAAGAUUGGUCCAAGUAUGACUUACCGAGUUUGCAACUUAAAAACUGGCAACUACACAUGUGAAUUCUGUGGCAAGCAGUACAAGUACUACACUCCCUACCAGGAGCACGUGGCACUUCACGCCCCUAUCAAAUAUUCUCGAUCUCCACUCUUCGUGGCAGUGAAGACAGAAGCGAAUCCAUCGGGCAAAAAACCUCCGGCUUCCAUUAUCCGCUGUUCCACCCUCUUCCACCGUUCUCCCUCCGGUGUCCCGCCGGCAUCCCAGUCCCAGAUGUUCCGUGCUCCAAAUUCUGGAUCCCCAGGAAGCAAAGCCACCACAGAAAGUGCUUUCAGCCGCAGAGUGGAAAGUAAAACACAAAACAACUUUGAAGAAACAAACAGCAGCUCCCAAAACUCAAGUGAAACCGCAAGUCCCCUGGUUUCAAAUCCUUUCCCGCUUUUGCAAAAACCAUAUACCUGCGGAGCCUGCGGGAUUCAAUUCCAGUUCUACAACAAUCUCCUGGAACACAUGCAAUCCCACGCCGCUGACAAUGAGAAUAGCCUCGCCUCCAACCACCCAAGGUCACCUCCGGCAGUGGUGGAAGAAAAAUGGAAACCACACCUCCAAAGAAACAGUACUAACAACACAUCAGCCAGCAGCUCACUAACAAACAGUGCAAUCCCUGAAAAGGAGAGACAGAACAUCGCAGAGAGGCUGCUGCGGGUGAUGUGUGCUGACCUGGGGACAUUGAGUGUGGUGAGCGGCAAGGAAUUCAUCAAGCUGGCUCAAACCCUUGUGGACAGCGGCGCCCGCUAUGGUGCAUUCUCAGUCACAGAGAUCCUUGGCAACUUCAACACACUGGCUCUGAAGCAUUUGCCUCGGAUGUACAACCAGGUGAAAGUGAAGGUCACUUGUGCCCUAGGCAGCAAUGCUUGUCUGGGCAUAGGUGUCACAUGUCACUCGCAGAGCGUUGGCCCUGACUCUUGCUACAUCCUGACUGCUUACCAGGCAGAAGGCAAUAGCAUCAAAAGUUAUGUAUUGGGGAUUAAGGGGGUGGAUAUUAGAGAUAACGGGGACUUGGUCCACCAUUGGGUGCAGAACGUGCUGUCUGAGUUUGUGAUGUCUGAAAUCAGAACAGUGUAUGUCACGGACUGCAAGGUGAGUUCCUCAGCUUUCUCCAAGGCAGGUAUGUGCCUGCGUUGCUCGGCAUGUGCCUUGAACUCAGUUGUGCAGAGUGUGCUGAACAAACGGACUCUUCAGGCUCGCAACAUGCAUGAAGUCAUUGAGCUGCUGAACGUCUGUGAGGACUUGGCAGGUUCGGCAGGGAUCUCUAAGGAGACUUUUGGCUCUCUUGAGGAGACAUCACCCCCACCCUGCUGGAAUUCUGUGACAGACUCUCUCCUGCUCGUCCACGAGCGCUACGAGCAGAUCUGCGAGUUCUAUAGCAGAGCCAAGAAAAUGAAUCUCAUCCAGAACCUCAACAAGCACUUGCUCAGCAACCUGGCUGCCAUUUUGGCUCCGGUGAAACAAGCCGUCAUUGAACUAAGCAAUGAGAGCCGGCCCACCUUACAGCUGGUGUUGCCCACCUAUGUGAAAUUGGAGAAGCUUUUCACUUCCAAAGCCAAUGAUGCGGGCAUCGUCAGUAAACUGUGCCACCUCUUCCUGGAAGCGUUGAAGGAAAACUUCAAAGUUCACUCUGCACACAAGGUUGCCAUGAUUUUGGAUCCACAGCAGAAGUUGCGUCCGGUCCCACCGUAUCAACAUGAGGAGAUCAUUGGCAAAGUCUGUGAGUUGAUCAAUGAAGUAAAAGAGUCGUGGGCAGAGGAGCUGGAGUUUGAGCCUUCCACCAAAAAACCACGGACCUCAAGCGAAAGCUCACCAACUCAGGAAGAUGACCGGUCGGGCAAAAAUGAAGUCUAUGACUAUCUGCAGGAGCCCCUCUUCCAAGCCACCCCCGAUCUCUUUCAGUACUGGUCCUGCGUUACUCAGAAGCAUACAAAACUGGCCAAGUUGGCCUUUUGGCUCCUAGCAGUACCCGCUGUUGGUGCCAGAAGCAAUUGUGUAAAUAUGUGUGAGCAGGCCCUCUUGAUCAAGAGGAGACGUCUGCUCAGUCCGGAAGAUAUGAACAAACUAAUGUUCUUGAAGUCUAACAUGCUUUAAAACUCAGUGGGAGGGUGGGAGAGGGAGGGAGAUGGGGGGAAAGUUACCCCCCGCCACAACCCUCUACACAUGCAAAACACUGUUCCAAACAAAGAAUCCAAUUUAAGUUCUAAACACUGUGGACCUCAUUUCUGAUUGCCCUGGGAAACAAAAUUGCUUUUUAUAUAUAUUUAAUGUGUGUAUAAAAAGCUAUGUUGGAAAGGAACGCUGGGUGUGUGCCAGAGCCACACUUCUACUAAGAACACACUCCUUCCUUGAGAGUGAGUGUGUGCAUGUGUGAACUUGAUAAACAUACUUACACUGGGGAGGGGGGGCAGACCAAUUGGAUGCUUACACUCUGACGUCUUCAGGCAGCUGAGUUCUAGUGACUUGAAUUGUUGGUUUUUCUCUUUCUCCUUCCCUGCUUUUCUGUUACACACCCGACCCCUCCAGCCAUCUCAUGGGCCCUCCUGCCAGGGAGAAUCACACCUGCUUUCCCAGAUCCACACUGGACUUUGCUUCUAAGAUAACUGUAUACCAUGAAGGCGUCUUGGCCUUCUGAACAUAACAUAACAAGUUCACAAGGGCAGCUGUGUUUCCGAAACACCAAUUAUCUCUAGUAAUCAGGAAGGGAGACUUGAAGGAUUUUUUUUAAUUAUUAUUAUUAAGAGUUUGAGUUUUUU